Rotaria sp. Silwood2 is the source of this 537-nucleotide messenger RNA. The record is from the annotation of a GenBank genome assembly. Lineage: Eukaryota; Metazoa; Rotifera; Eurotatoria; Philodinida; Philodinidae.
AUGGCAACUAGAAGUGGAGCUGACAAUUUAUUCAAAGAUGUUAAUACAAAUCAAUAUGGAAAUAUUGAUAAAAAUGAAUUUCGUCAUUUGUCUUCAAAUACUGAAGGAUUGAAUAAUUCAUCAUAUGACUCAACAACUAGGGAACUCUAUCGUAAUGAUUAUACUACUACUAGUAGUCAAUUUGAUGGAUAUGACUAUAAUGGUAGUUAUUACGAUGCUUCAGAACGUACGACUGAUAAAUGUACUUCAUAUGGAAGUACAGUAGCACCUCAUGAGUGGGCUAAUGCUACGGUGAUUCAUACAAAUAGUGCGGAAGAAACGAAUGAAUAUCUUAGAAAAUUAGGUGGUGACGUUUUUAUCGAUCCUAAUCCACAAAUUAUUCGACGAGUAGUAUCUGAAGAACCAGUAACACUAGAACAACGAGUUUUCGUCCAAUAUCUUCAACCAUCAUUUGUCCCAGAAUCAGGAGUAAUGAGACAACUUAUUUACAAAUUUAUUCUUAAUAAUCUUUGUAUAAUUAUAGCCACGCAUUACUAA